Messenger RNA from Saccharomycopsis crataegensis, 4248 nucleotides. RefSeq names its product Ctr9p (gene CTR9). Bases 1 to 4248 code for a protein of 1415 amino acids. NCBI's taxonomy places the organism in Eukaryota, Fungi, Ascomycota, Saccharomycetes, Ascoideales, Saccharomycopsidaceae. Gene Ontology annotation, biological process: regulation of DNA-templated transcription; transcription elongation by RNA polymerase II. The transcript has a single exon. Gene Ontology annotation, molecular function: RNA polymerase II complex binding. The record is from RefSeq and is a predicted model, not a curated record. Gene Ontology annotation, cellular component: Cdc73/Paf1 complex.
AUGUCUUCUGAUAAGGUAGAGGAUUCGGUGAAGUUCUAUCUUCCAGAUGAAGAAAAUCUCAAUAAGUACUACCAUAAUAAAACAAUUGAAAUUUUAUUGACCGACGAAGACGAAACCCAGCAAAAUGAUGAUGAAAUUGUCUCUGUCAACAUUCCAAAAGAUUUAACCGACGACCCAACUGAACUUUGUACUUUAUUGGAAAACUAUUCUCAGAAGAAGGAAAUUUGGCUUUCUUUUGCCGUGUCUUACGCGUUACAAAACAAAUUCAAACAAUCUGCAGAAUUAAUCAAGUCCGCUUUCCAAUCAAACCAACUUCAGCAGGCAGGUAACUUUCAGAAAUUCAAUUUCCAUUUGUUUACCGCCUGUUUGAACAUCAGAAAGGCCAGGGUUGCCAAGACCAUCGAAGAGAAGGAAGAAUGUUUUAGAAUUGCCGACAAUGAACUCGAUAUUGCCUUCUCCAUCAAUCCAGUUUCCAACGAAGCUUUAUUAGCCAGAGCCAUUCUUAUGUCAUUGAGAACCCCAAGUGACUAUGAUGGAUUGUUGGCUUCUUUUGAAAAAGUAUUGAAGAAGGAUGAAAAUAACGCCUUUGGAUUGUUUGGUAAGGCCAAGAUAUUAUUCAAGAAAAGAAAUUACACAUUGGCUCUCAAGAUCUUCCAGCAGAUUUUAAUUUUGAACCCAUUAUUGAAACCUGAUUCGAGAAUUGGUAUAGGUUUAUGCUUUUGGUUUCUUGGGGAUCUUCAUUCAGCCAUCGACGCUUGGGAAAGAUCUUAUGAAUUAUUCCCGAAGGAUUUUACUAGCGGGUUAUUGAUUUCUAUUGUGAAAUUUAACAGAGCGUUUAAUGAAUCAUUAACCGACAAUGAGUUCAUCAAGCAAUAUUCCGAAGUUGUCAGUAUUGUGGCAGAUUUUUAUAAUGGAAAAACUCUUCCGGAAUAUGAAAAUAUUAAACUAAAAUUGGAAGACGACGUGGAAGUUCAUGAAGAUAGCAAAAGCUCAGUGACACUGGGAAUAUAUAAAAGAAACCCAUAUUUACUCAACAUCUUAUGCUCUUAUCUUUAUUCUAAAGGUAAGUUUGGCUUGUUGAUUAAGAUGGUGGAGGACUUUCUUGGCCAGUCAGCAAGUACUUUAGAAGCUUAUAAUAGGGUUGCGGUUUCCGAUUUAUUCUUUUGGUCAGCAAGAACUUAUUUUUCUCUUGCCAACAGCGGUAUUGAAGAAGAUCAUGAUUUGCCACCUCACGUGAAUAGCUUGCCAAAAGACUCAUUAUUAAAUAAAUCACAACAAAUGAUAACCAAAUCCCUAACUUAUGACAAAAAGAACCUUUACUCAAGAUUUUUGUCUGGUCAAAUACAAUAUUUGAAGAAGAAUAUCAAUGAUUCUAUAUUGAUCUUUGAAAACCUCAUAAAGAACCUUGAAGGGGAGAUGGGUAAUAGUGUGAACAAGAAUUCCAAGAACGAAGCCAAGGAUAAGUUGGUGGAAAUCAAUUAUAUGCUUGGAUUGUUGUACCAUGAAAAAGUGUUUUCUGAGGAUGGAGAAAUCACCAAGGCUGGAUCCGUGAGCGCAUUAACUAAGCAAACCAAGUCAAUGGACUCAAAAUCGUUAAUGACAAAGGAAAAUAUCGACAACGUCAAGAAAUCAAUGAGUUAUUUAUCGAUAUACUUGAAAUUAUGUGGGCAACUUAAAGAAUCAGUGAUUGUCAAUGCUUACUUGACCAACGCUAAGAAUUACGAGUACUUGAACCAGUUUGAUAAGGUGCUAACCAAUUUGGAAAAAGCAGUGGAAUUAUACAAGAUUCACGGAGGGGUAUUGGAUUCUGAAGGAGCUUUGAUUGAAGAUCCUGCUAAACAAAUUCCUCCUGAAAUCUUGAAUAAUAUUGGAGUUUUCCACUUUUUGAAGAAUAAUCUUGCGGCAUCGAAGCAAUUCUUUGAGGUUGCAGUGAAGUCAAACGAUUUGUUAUCCAAUGAGUUUAGUGAGGAUCAAAAGACCACAAUUCAAUAUAACCUUGCUAGAGUUAAUGAAAACGAAUUGCUUCUUCAAGGGUUGUCUGUCAUUAAAGAGGAAGCUGUUGAUGCCACUGGCGAUACUACAAUGAGGACAGAAGAAGAAGAUGAUGACUUGAUGACCUCGACCACCAAGCAAAUCCAGAAAUUGUAUUCGGAUGUUAUUGGUAGGGCUCCAAAUCACGUGUAUUCCAAAAUGCGUUCUUAUUAUUCUUUGGCAUUGGACCCAUUGUACACCGCUUCCAGUGAAAGACUCGAUGAGUUAGACGAAAAAAUCCGCCUGUUACUCAAUUCGUACGAAUCAAGUUUGGAAAUCCGUGCUUUCUAUGGUUGGUUCAUGAAAAAGUUUAAGAGAAGACUUACGAGUUAUAAUGAAACCAUCAAAAGUCAUAACCCAGAAGAUAAAUUGUACAAGGAUACAUUGACGAAAUAUGAUUCUCAUGAUUGUUAUUCAUUAAUUUCUUUGGGUAAUAUUUAUCUUUUAUUGGCUCGUGAGGCCAAGAAUAUUGUAAAGCUGAAGGGGAAGAAAGCGUCAUCUGCUGAGAUUGCUAAGCAGAAUAAUUUCUACACCAAGGCCACCCAGUUAUAUCAAAAAGCCUUGGUGGUUGAUCAUUUCAAUUUAUUUGCUGCCCAAGGGUUGGCAAUCGUGUUUUCGGAAUUGAAACAAUCUGAUGUUGCGCUUGAAAUUUUCAAGAAAAUUAGAGAUUCUUUGAAUGAUGUUUCCAUUUUCAUCAAUUUAGGUCAUGUUUUGAUUGAUAUCGGGCAAUUCAGCAGGGCCAUUGAAUGUUAUGAGAUUGCUGUUAAUAGAUUUGGUGGACCCGGAGCUUCUUCAGUAUUAGCUGAUAACAACAAGGACGAGAUUUUAGAUAUUUUCAAUGAGGAUGCCCUUGCAAAGUACAAAGAUGAUCUUCAGUCAUUGACCACUAAUAGUAGCUAUUUCACUUUGUUGGGUAGAGCUUGGUAUUGUAGAGGGGUUGGUGAAAAAUCAUUAGAUUCGUUGAGAAAUUCGUUGAAGUUUUCAGAAAAGGCGUUCUUAAUUGCGUAUGCCCAACAUUUGAAGAAUCAAAACUCCCAAGUGUUUUUGCUUCCAUCAUUGAAAUUCAACAUUGCGUUUAUUUAUUUCCAAAUUGCGGAAUUUGUUAGAAAGACCCCAAAUAACAAGAGAACUGCCGAAGAAAUCGAGAAGACCAUUGAAGGUUUGGAUCUUGCUAUCAAGAUCUUGGAAGAAUUGGCCGGCAACAAGAAUCCUCCAUAUCCUCCAACCGAAUUGAACCAAAGAGCUACUAUGGGUACCAACACCAUGAAACCACAAUUGGCUAGAGAACUUGAAAGUCAAAAGACUUAUGAGAAGGAAUACGCCGAUAAGAUUAUUGAAGGUAAGAAGAUCAGAGAACAAGAAAAGGCGAAGAUGGAAGCCGAACAGCUUAGACGUAAAGAGAAUGAAGAAAAGAUCAAAGAAAAGCUAAGAUUGGAAAGAGAAGAGCUACAAAAGACGGCGAUUGAAUGGGCCACCGAAUUAGCCGAGAGAAACAAAUUGGCAGAAGCACAAGAAAGGCAAAAGAAGGGCAAAAAGACCGAUUCGGAUGGGUUUGUAUAUGAGGAUUCUUCUGAAGAUGAGAACCACGACGGUGAACCUAAAGAAGAAAAUGAUUCUAAGAAGAAGAAAUCGAGAAAAAGAGCCGCUGGUGGUGAAAAGAGAAAAAGAGAACCAAAGGAAGAUGAUGGCAAUACCGGUGGCCGUAAAAGAAAGUUGGUUAAGAAAUAUAAGUCAGCUGAUGUUAUUGAGGAUAGUGAUGAAGAGGCUGAUUAUGCACUCGCUGGAAGAAAGGAUGAUACCGAGACUCAUGAAGAAGAAGAGGAAGAAGAAGAAGAAGAAGAAGAAGAAGAAGAAGAAGGAGAGGAAAUGGAGAACGCUGACGGCGAUAAGAAUCAAGAUGCUGAUGUUGAUGAAGAUAUGAAAGAGGAGGUAGAUUCUGAUGAUGUGAAGGGGGAAAUUGCCGAAGAAGCAGAUGUAAAAGAGGAAGAAGAAGAUGAAGAAACUGCAGACUCUAAGACAAAUAAUGAUGAAGUUGAUGUCGAAGUGAAUGAGGAAACUGAGGCUAAUGAGGAAAAGGAAGAAGAAGGCAGUGAAAAAGGAAACGAAGAAGGAGCUGAAAAAGUAGAUGAGGAAGAAGCUCUAAAAGAGCGGGAUGAAAAUGAAGAUAAUGAUGAAAAGGAGGAGACUGUGGAAAGUUCAGAGAAAGAGGAUAACUAA